AUGGCGAAAAAGAGAAAAGCAGCCGGCCAACCUGCCAAUGCGGAGAUCGACGAUGGAUUCGAGAAGAAAGGUGGCAAGAUGGGCCCUAUUACCACCUUCGAGGACGUCGCCGACUCUGAGGAUGAAUUCCACAUCAAUCGCGACAAGGUCCUGCUCGAUGACGGCCCGGAUGCGAAGAGGCGGAGGAAAUACGCCGCUGAAGAUGCUGAACUCGAGCCCUCGGACGAGGAAAUCUUAGGAUACUCCUCCGAAAGCGAAGAGGAGCAGUUCGAGGCACCCAAAGGCCGCGGGAAAGGCAAGGUCAUCUUGUCUGAUGACGAGGAGCCGCAGGCUGAGGAAGAUGAGGACGCUGAAGGCUGGGGCACGUCGCGGAAGGACUACUACGAUAAUGAUGGGAUUCAGACCGAGGCGGAUGCGCUCGAGGAAGAGGCGGAGGCAAAGCGAUUACAGCAGAAGAAGCUCCAGAAGAUGUCUGAUGCCGACUUUGGGUUUGACGAGAGCGAAUGGCUGGAUGCCGCGGGGGAGGAUGACGAUAGAGAGGUGGUUACGGAGGUGUUGAAGGAUAUUGAGAUCACGCCGGACAUGGACCCGAAGGAGCGAUUGCGAAUUUUGCAGACGCGAUACCCAGAGUUUGAUCACCUUGCCAAUGAGUUAUUGCAGUUACAACCGGUCCUGGUAGAUCUGCAACAGCAGGUUACGUCUGAAGGAGCUUCUAAUUCGGCACGAACCUCGUUCACGGUUGCCAAGUCGCGAGCUUUGGCUGCGUAUUUGGCAGCUUUGACAAUGUACUUUGCCAUCCUCACAGCGCCUGCAAAGGGCCUCAAAUCGGAAGGAAAGGCUCUGGACCCGGCAGAAAUACGAGAUCACGCAGUCAUGGAUAGCAUAUUACAAUGUCGAGAGCUAUGGUCGAAGGUCAGAUUGCUGAAGGCUCCCGAACCGACCGAAGAUGCCUCCGAGUACGAGUCUGCCGACGAAACCCAGGAACCAGAACCUACCUCCAAGUCCGACAAACCGUCCAAGAAGAGCAAGAAAGAGCGUGCGCGCCUGGCCGCGGCUGAGGAAGCAGCUGCUCUCCGCGCCCAACGUCUCGAAGAGGCCGAAGACGAGCUUGCGGAUCUUGCAGCUCUCGUUCCCAAAUCUCGGAAAUCGAGCCAGAGACCCAAGGCAGUCAUUGUCGCAGACGAUGACUCGGACUUUGGCGAGGAGGAGACGAUGGAUGCCAAGUCUGCCGAGGAGAAGGCGAACAGGAAGAAGAGCCUCCGCUUCUAUACUUCACAGAUCACCCAGAAGGCCAACAAACGCGCCGGAGCUGGACGUGACGCGGGUGGUGAUGCGGAUCUGCCGCACAAAGAGCGCCUGCGGGACCGUCAGGCUAGGCUGAACGCCGAAGCCGAGAAGCGCGGCAAGAAACUGGACGAGUACGGCCGUGGCGGUGGUGGUGCUGACCUCGGCGGGGAGAGCGACAGCGGCGAAGAUGCCGUCGCUGAGAAGGUCCGCGACGCCGAGGACGAGUACUACGACAUGGUGGCCCAGGCAUCCCGGAAAAAGAAGCUGACGAAAGAGAUGCGGCUGGCGGCGGAGAAGCAGGCCCAGGCGGAAGGCCGCCUUACGCGCGUGGUGGAGGGCGAGCCGGACGACGAGGCGGAUGGUGGCGGCAGCAAGCGGGCCAUCGGCUACGUGAUUGAGAAGAACAAGGGGCUGGCGCCGAAGCGCAAGAAGGAGGUGCGCAACCCGCGCGUCAAGAAGCGGAUGAAGUACGAAGAGAAGAAGAAGAAGCUGGCGAGCACGAGGGCCGUCUACAAGGGUGGCGAGGAGCGCGGCGGCUACGGCGGCGAGAAGACGGGUAUCAAGGCGGGGCUUGUCAAGAGUAUCAAGCUUGGCUAG
Drepanopeziza brunnea f. sp. 'multigermtubi' MB_m1 is the source of this 1884-nucleotide messenger RNA. RefSeq lists its product as uncharacterized. Gene Ontology annotation, cellular component: small-subunit processome; nucleolus. Lineage: Eukaryota; Fungi; Ascomycota; Leotiomycetes; Helotiales; Drepanopezizaceae. The record is from RefSeq and is a predicted model, not a curated record. Gene Ontology annotation, biological process: maturation of SSU-rRNA from tricistronic rRNA transcript (SSU-rRNA, 5.8S rRNA, LSU-rRNA).